CCACAGAAAAACAAGAGCUUACUAAGCAACGAGUGGCAUUUCGUCAUUAACCAGUACUAGUGAGCCUUAGCACGCGACUGCGACGCGACGAUGGACGCUACUGCACUCAAAGUUUGGCUUGAUCAUGUCAAUAACUGUCCUUGGCCGUAUGCACUUCUGCUCUCUCUCGGUGCUCUAACAUUUGCACGUUUUACAUUCAAAACUCUUGUCGUCUUCUUUCAAACCUUCAUUCUUUCUGGGACACAUCUCAAGAAGUUUGGUGCUAAGAAGGGAGCAUGGGCAGUCGUUACGGGUGCUUCAGAUGGCAUUGGGAGGGAGUUCGCAAUCCAGCUAGGUUCAGCGGGGUUCAAUGUCUUGCUCAUCGCACGGAACGCCAAGAUGUUGAACGACGUAGCAGUCGAGAUUGCUACGAAAACAAAAUCUACAGUUGAAACCAAGAUCUACCUUAUCGACUUUGCCCAAAGCGACAACUUCAAAUAUGAUGGCCUGAAAGCUCUUCUUCAAACUCUCGAUGUUGGUGUGCUCGUUAACAAUGUCGGAAAAUCCCACACCAUGCCCACUUAUUUUGCUGAAACUGUGGAACAAGAAAAUGCUGACAUCGUUGCCAUCAACGUGAAUGCGACAAUUCGCGUCACGCAUGCAGUUCUCCCUGGUAUGAUUCAGCGGAAACGUGGGUUGGUUCUCAACCUCGGCUCCUUUGCGGGACUCGUCCCUUCUCCAAUGCUAGCGACAUACAGUGGUACUAAGGCGUUCCUUGAAACCUUUACCAGCGCCAUCGCAGAGGAGGUUAGAUCCGAUGGGAUCGUCGUCCAAUACCUUAAUACUUACUUUGUCGUUUCCAAGAUGUCCAAAAUCCGACGCACAUCUGCGUUAAUUCCCAGUCCCACAUCCUACGUGCGCACAUGCCUCUCCAAAAUUGGCUUCUCCUGCGGUGCAGCAUUCACUGGGCGCCCAGGCACGGUCACAGCGUUCUGGAGCCACGCGCUCCUCGAUUACGCGAUGCACGUCGUCGGAUGGAAGACUCGACUUAUUGCUUAUACCCAUUCGCUUCAUAAGGAUAUCAGGAGAAGGGCACUGAAGAAGCGGGAGAGGGAUGCCAAGAAGGAGUAGACCGCUUCAUCCAGAAUGUGAGCACGCUGUCGUGGAUCAUACAAAUUCUAGGAUUGUUUAUGCCGUCUGAUGGCACGAGCAAUGCGACAAUUAUAUGCUUUUGAAUUGUUAUUGAUUUUCGUGUUAGCUAUGUCCAAGUUCGCUUGCCGUUUGCUAUAAGGUCUGAGCAUUACCGGAGUGAUUCUGUUACUAAUGAAAUGUCGAUGUCCAAACUCUUAGUUUUCUUCUGUAUGAUGAUGACUGAACGACUGUU
Molecule: messenger RNA, 1363 nt
Organism: Suillus subaureus
Lineage: Eukaryota; Fungi; Basidiomycota; Agaricomycetes; Boletales; Suillaceae
Exons: 8
Coding region: 91-1110 (339 amino acids)
Biological process (GO): fatty acid elongation
Cellular component (GO): endoplasmic reticulum
Molecular function (GO): ketoreductase activity
Source: RefSeq, a predicted model, not a curated record